Plasmodium berghei ANKA is the source of this 3945-nucleotide messenger RNA. RefSeq names its product conserved Plasmodium protein, unknown function. The record is from RefSeq and is a predicted model, not a curated record. The coding region runs from base 1 to 3945 and encodes 1314 amino acids. The transcript has a single exon. NCBI's taxonomy places the organism in Eukaryota, Apicomplexa, Aconoidasida, Haemosporida, Plasmodiidae.
AUGGAUGACGUCUUUUUUGAAAGAUACAAAAAUAAAGAAUGGUAUGGAAGAUACAAUUUAAAUAAACUAUUAAUAAACAUAAAUGAAGAAGAAUAUGAUGAAAAAUUCGGGAAUGAAAAUUUUUAUGAAAUAUUUGAUCGAUACAACAAGGUAUCAUUUAAUACAAAAAUAUAUGAAAAAAUCAUUAAGAAAAUAUGUUAUCGAAAUAAUUUGAAAUAUGUUAAUUAUUAUGUUAAUAAUUUUGAAAAAAUAAAAGACAUUAAAGUGUUAAAGGAACGAGGGGAAGAUAGGAUAUGUGUUUUAAUACUUUGUUUGAAUUAUAUAUAUUGUAAUAUAAAUAAUGAAAUAAUGACAAUAUAUGAGUUAAAAAACCAAAUUAAAAGAAAUCUAGAUAAAAAAAGAAAAGUGUAUUGUAAAAAUUUAGCAAAAAUUAUAUUUAAUAUUUGUAAUCGAUUGAAAAUUAAAAAUUUUAUGAAUAAUGAUUUUUUACCAUAUAUGGAAAAAUAUAUUAUAACCAUAAUUAAUAAAAUGAAAUUAUUAAAUAGCAACGCCAUUGAUCUUAAAAAGACUUUGCAAGUGCAGGAAAAAAAACUUAAUGCUUUUGAUGACAUAUUUGAAUAUAUAAACAAUUUUAAAGAUAAUUCUGAAUUGAUAUUAGACAAAUCAGAUAAUCUAACAACAAAUUUGAUAGAAAAUGAUGAUGACACCCUUAUUGAUCACUCUAUUGUAUCCCUAGAAAGGUCGAUAGGAAAAUCAGCACCCGAGUCAAUAAAUAAUGAAUAUAGCGAUGAAUUUAUCAAUAAAAAUGAUAAUAAGGAUAUCUUAAAAAAAACAUUGAAAGUAAAAAAUGGCGAUCAAUAUACGCAUGACAAUAAUGAUGCAAUAUCUGAGAAUAUUCACGCAAAUGAUUAUUUUUUUUAUAACUAUAUUUUCUCUGAACGUGCAGAUAAAAAUGAUGAACAUUCUUGUGACAAUGACAGUGGUUAUUCUAAUACUAGCGAACAGUUGGUUGUUAUUAAUAAAAUGGGAAGAAAAAAAAAACAAAUUCCAAACAGUAAAAUGAAAAAUAAGAGAAACAAUGAAAAUGAUAAACUAAAAAAAGUAUAUAAUACAACAAUUUCAAAUUUAAGUGAGGAUAAAAAAAAACAAUACCCCCAAAUAUUAAUUGAAUACUUAGAAAAAAAUUUUAAACCACUUUCUCUAUAUUCAUGUAUCUUAUAUUCGUUUUUUAUUAUAUGGAAUAAAAAAGAAAAUAUGGAUACAAAUUUAUAUCAUAAUAAAAGUAGAUGGAGUGGUGAUAAUUUGCAUUAUUUUUUAUGUUCAUCAAUAAUUAUAACAUUUAAUAUUUUCAAUAUAAAAAUAACAGAUCAAUUUAUUUGUUUUUGUCUAGAUGUUAAUCAACAAACAAUAAUAACCCAAAAAAAAGAAAUUCUAGAGUUUUUCUUAUUAACAUUUAAUGAAUUUCUUGGAUUUAAUUUAAAUAAACACAGAGAUGUUUUUUUUUGUCUAAGAAUAAUAUUUAGCAACUAUUUAUUACUACAAAUGUAUUUAUUCUAUAUUAUAAAAAAUUAUGAAUUAACUAAUAAAAGAGAUUUUUUUUUGUCGUUAGAAUUGCUGCAAAUAUAUAUAGCCAAAUAUUUUAGAAAUAUAAAUAAAAAUUUUCUUAAUUUGUCAGAUAUUAUAAUAGAUUAUAAUUUUUUGUUUAGUUCAGAAUAUGUUUAUAAAGAUUUCCACGAAAUUAUUUCACAAAAUUAUGAUUUAAUACAUACUAAAAAGUUAUUAAAAAAUGUUAUAAAAAAACGUUUAUCAGAGAAUGAAAAAAAAAUAUUUCAAGAACACAGCUUUAAUGAGUUAUACGAUAUAGAUUUAAAAAAUAUAAAUAUGUACAUGAAAAAAAUUUUUUCUUAUAACAUAUUUAGUGAUCAUAGAUUAAAAACAAAUUUUGGUAAACAUGGGGAAAAUAAUCAGUGUAUGGAUCAAAAAAAAAAUGAUAAUAUUAAUGAAAAUUCAAGCAAACAAUUUGAAAAUAGUGUAAGAAAAAACAAUAAUGACAGUAGUGUUUAUGGAAGUAAUACGAAUAACGCCGAUAAAGCUAAUUAUUCAGAAAAUUAUACAAUUCUUUGUAAAGACAGAGAGAUAUUGUCAAGUUAUGAUAAUAUCCGUGCAGGCAAUUAUUGUAAAGAUAACAAAGAAAAAGAAUUUAUCAUUUUCAGGCAUAAUAGUAGCAUAUUAUAUAACUCAAAUAAAAAUAAUAAUGAAGAUAGUGAUACUUAUGAUAAAGAAACUGAGAAAAUAAAUAACGAAGAAAAUAAUUAUGAGAACUAUUAUGAAAAUGAUAAAGUUAAUACAGCAUGGGAAAAUAAAGUAGACAGCUGGAAUACAACUAUAAAUAAUAAUGAUGGAAAAUAUUUGGAAAAUGAAAUGAUAAUAAAACCAAGUAUUAUAAAAAUUGAAGAAGAAAAUAAUUUAACAAGUGUAGAAAAUUUAGAUGAUGUAUUUAUAAAAUAUGAAAUGAAGUCAAGCAAUAAUAAAUUAGCUAAUUUUAUAAUAGAAAAUAGUAGUAAUUUAAAAAAAAAUGAACGAUUUAUUGAUUUUUUUAAUUAUAUUCAUGUUUUAAAAAAAAUUAAUUUGUCUACAAUAAAUGAAACAAAUUUCGAAAUAAUGCAUUAUUAUAAUAUAAAAAUAAUUGUUCGAUUUUUAUUUUUUAAUAUAUUAAAGAGUAUUAUAUAUAAUUGUUAUUGCGCUGAGUUUUUUACUCCAAAUAAAAUACAUCAAUCUAUUACUAAUCGAAAAAACCUUAAAAAUGUAUCCCCACUAUUUAAAGGCCAGAUAAAUAAUCUCAAUGACCAAAUAAAAAAUAAAGUAGCUAAUAAAAUUAAAGACUUCAAAAAUAAAAAACAUAAUUUUGAAAAAUAUCUUAUUUGUGAACAAGCCUUUUACAUAAAAUUUUUUAAAAAUUCAAAAGUAUUUAAAGAAGAUAUUCAAAAAAUUUUAGAGGAUAACAAUAUAGUCCUACAAAAUGUUAAAACGUUGUUAUAUUAUUCUGACAAUGAAGAAGGGGAAAAUACAAAUAAUGGCACUCAGUCAAAUAAUUAUGAUAACAAUUAUUUGAAUGCUCCUAUUAAUUUGUUUGAAAAAUUGGAAGGUUAUGUAAACAAUUGUAAUACUAUUUAUGAUACUACGAGCCACUAUGAAAACAAUAUAAAAAAUAAAAAACGGAGAGCACAUGAUAUAAAAAACACUAAUCAAAAUGAAAAACACCAAAAUGAUCUGAUUAUAUCUGAUACUUAUGUUCCUUCAAAAAAAAAAAAUAAUAAUAAAAUCAAUAAGAAUAGUGAUAAUAAUCGAAGCAAAAAUAAGCAAAAAAUAAAAAUUCAUUUAUCUUCUUUAGACAUUAUGAAUGAUAACUCAAAAGAUUCCAAAAAAUAUAAUAGUACAAAAAAUGAAUCAUUCAAUUUAUUUGAAUAUAUAUAUAAUAUUAAAAUGAUGAAAGAAUAUAAGAACUUAGAAAUAUUAUUUGGACAAAAUUAUUUCACUGAAUUAUUUAAUAUAUUUAAUAAUGUUAAUUAUUCAUUUGGUAGUAAAAAAAAAAAAUUAAUAAAUAUGAAUAGUUGUUUAUUUCAUACUUAUCACAUAAUAGGCAUUAAAAAAAUAUCAAAUAUUGGUUAUAACUUUACUUUUAAAAGCGAACUUAAUAAUAUAUAUUCUAAAGUAUUAAAAACCAAAAUUUCAAAUGUACUAUCAAUACAAGACAUCAAUUAUUUAUUUAACAAAUUUUUUUAUUUUCUCUUUAAAUAUAUUAAGUUACAUUGUUGCUUCUCACAAACAAACGGCGCUAAUUUAUAUUUUCAUCAAAGUGAUCACGAUUUGUCUACUAUUUGUUUAUGUAACACAGACAGGUGUUGUUAUAAAAUAAAAACAAUUGUCUUAUUUGAAAACUUAUAA